CCAGUCUGGCAACACUACCCGAGCAGAAUGUUCACCAAAAUUACAAGGAGUUCGUAUAUUGCUUUCUCACGUGUACUUGGUAGGCGUUUGUUUCAACCGACUUGUGCAGCGUCAGCAAAACAGUUUUGCAUCACUUAUAGAUUUAUUCAAAGCCAAAGCUUACGAAAAAAAUCUGAAAACAUGCCUUUGUUUGAAACAGUUGCCAAAGGAGCCGUAAACUCGCCGAACUAUAGCCUUUAUUUCAAAAAUAACUGCGGCAAUGUCAUUUCGCCAAUGCACGAUAUUCCGUUAUAUGCCAACGAUGACAAGACCAUCUACAACAUGGUCGUGGAGGUGCCACGUUGGACGAACGCCAAAAUGGAGAUUAGCUUGAAAACGCCUUUGAAUCCCAUUAAGCAGGACAUUAAGAAGGGUAAACUGCGUUUUGUAGCUAAUUGUUUUCCACAUAAGGGUUACAUUUGGAACUACGGCGCUCUGCCGCAGACCUGGGAAAACCCCAACCACAUUGAACCCUCCACUGGCUGCAAGGGUGACAAUGAUCCCAUCGAUGUUAUCGAAAUCGGAUAUCGUGUGGCCAAACGCGGCGAAGUGAUGCAAGUUAAGGUCCUCGGCGCCAUUGCCCUUAUCGAUGAGGGCGAAACCGAUUGGAAGAUCAUUGCAAUCGAUGUGAAUGAUCCAUUGGCUUCCAAGCUCAACGAUGUAUCCGAUGUAGAUCAAUAUUUUCCGGGUUUGUUGCGCGCCACCGUUGAGUGGUUUAAGAUCUACAAAAUACCCGAUGGCAAGCCAGAGAAUGUAUUUGCAUUCAAUGGUGAUGCAAAGAACGCGGACUUUGCCACCACUAUCAUUGCAGAGACACACAAAUUCUGGCAAACGCUGAUCAAUCAGUCCAAUGUGGGCACAAACGAUAUCGCCUGUCAAAACAUUACCAAUCGUAAUUCCGAAUUUGUCAUUGGCAAAGAUGAAUCUAUUAAGAUUCUGAGUGAGGCUCCCGAUGGUGGUGAAGUCGAGGAUAUACCGGAUACAGUCGACACUUGGCAUUUUAUACAUCUCAAGUAAAUUGCAGAAUUAUCAAAAAAUAUGAUCGAAACGAUGUAAAACUUAGAUAUUGGAAAAACUCACAAA
Molecule: messenger RNA, 1122 nt
Organism: Drosophila hydei
Lineage: Eukaryota; Metazoa; Arthropoda; Insecta; Diptera; Drosophilidae
Gene: Nurf-38
Product: inorganic pyrophosphatase
Exons: 6
Coding region: 28-1056 (342 amino acids)
Biological process (GO): phosphate-containing compound metabolic process
Cellular component (GO): cytoplasm
Molecular function (GO): magnesium ion binding; inorganic diphosphate phosphatase activity
Source: RefSeq, a predicted model, not a curated record